UCGACAAAACAGAAAAAGGGAUUUGAUAUCUGAAAUCAGCCAAAUUUCGUAUUCAGUGCAUUCAUCAAAUCACGCUUUCCUAGACCAUAAAUUCACGCCCCAUCGCUCUCUCUCGCCUCUGCGCUUCCACAGUGUGGGUUUUGUAGGGUUUUAGCAUAAUGUUCAGGUUUGGGGAUUCUUUAUGCCAUUGAUGGAUUAUUUAUGCCUUCUGACAAGCUAUCGCUGCCCAAGUUUGAGCCUUUUCCUAGCCUCUAAAUCGGCGUAUUCACUCGCCCUAGAGAUUCAGCUCAUUAUGAUGUUUGCAUUGUAGCAGAUCGUUCUCGUCCUGGGUUUCUGGUGGGACACAGGAUUGUAAUUUGUAUCAUCUGAAGGAGUUCGGCAUUCUGCUUUAAUCGAAGGUGAAGCUGUUUCAGGAAAUUGACCUGAACACCCUCAUUUCAUCCUGGAAAAAGGGGUUUUUGUCAUUUGAUCUUCGUCAACUAUGUCCCCUGAGAACACGGAAAAAACGCUUUGUCUCAUGGGGUGGUGCAAUAGAUGUGCAGCAGAACUAUAAAGCCAUUGAAAUUUCGGGGGCUUCAUCUCCAGUUUCUUGAUUACAGGCAGUGAGAAAACCUCAGACAACUCAGAGGUCUGAGGGUUUCUUGACUUAAGCAUGCAUCUUGAAGCUAAUGUAGCACGUCAUGAUAACCCCAGGUUGAUACAUAUAAAUGAUUCAAAGAAGACAUGUGAUAACUCUCAAUUUUCUGGGAACGAGAUUAGGACGAGCAAGUACACCUUGCUUAACUUCUUGCCCAAAAACCUUUUCAUUCAGUUUCACAGGUUGGCUUAUUUGUAUUUUUUAGCCAUUGCCGCUUUGAACCAACUUCCACCUCUUGCAGUAUUUGGCAGAACUGUUUCCCUGUUCCCUCUUCUUUUUGUGCUUACUGUCACGGCUGUCAAAGAUGGUUAUGAGGACUGGCGGAGACACAGGUCUGAUAGGAAUGAGAAUAAUCGGGAGGCACUAGUGCUACAAUCAGAUGGAUUCCUUCCCAAAAGGUGGAAGAUGAUUCAAGCUGGUGAGGUAUUGAAGAUCAGUUCUGAUGAAACUAUUCCUUGUGAUAUGGUGCUGCUAGGAACGAGUGAUCCUAGUGGAAUUGCAUACAUACAGACGAUGAAUUUGGAUGGUGAGUCAAACUUGAAAACAAGGUAUGCUCGACAAGAAACUAAUAAACUUUUUCUUGGAGGGACUAUGAUACCUGGUACCAUAACUUGUGAGCAGCCAAACAGGAAUAUCUAUGAGUUCAUGGCUAAUAUGGAGCUGAAUGGGCAUUGUCUUCCUCUUAGCCAAUCCAAUAUCAUUCUGCGUGGCUGUCAACUUAAGAACACGGAAUGGGCAAUUGGGGUUGUGGUUUAUGCUGGGCAGGAUACGAAAGCUAUGAUGAACAGUGCAAUGUCCCCAUCUAAAAGAAGCAGACUGGAAACCUACAUGAACAGGGAGACAUUAUGGUUAUCAGUUUUCCUUUUAAUCAUGUGCUUUGUUGUUGGCCUAGGGAUGGGCUUAUGGUUAAACCGCCACAAGCCUGAGCUUGAUACACUGCCUUACUACCGAAAAGUUUACUUCCAAAAGGGAAAAGAUGGCAAGAAGUACAAAUUUUAUGGAAUUCCUAUGGAGACAUUUUUCUCGUUCUUGAGUUCUAUCAUAAUUUUCCAGAUAAUGAUUCCGAUAUCCCUCUAUAUCACGAUGGAGUUGGUGCGGUUGGGGCAAUCAUAUUUCAUGAUUGGUGAUCAGCAUAUGUACAGCAGUUUGAGCGAUUCUAGGUUUCAGUGCAGAUCUCUGAAUAUUAAUGAGGACUUGGGACAAAUUCGAUAUAUACUGUCUGAUAAGACAGGCACACUAACAGAAAACAAGAUGGAAUUCAAGAAAGCAAGUAUCUGGGGGAAAAGUUAUGGUGACACUAAAGCUGGUUCACAUGAUUCAGAUGCUGGAGUGGAAGAGCCUAUGGUGGGUGGAAGAAAAUGGAAGCUCAAAUCUGAAACCACCCCUGAUCCUGAACUCGUCAAAUUAUUGUACAAAGAGCUACAUGGAGAAGAAAGAAUAGCUGCGCAUGAGUUUUUUCUUACGCUAGCAGCUUGUAACACCGUGAUACCCAUUCUUACUGGAAGUCCUUCAAGUAUUUCCUGCACUUCAUUGAGUGAUGGCCCUACCUCUAUAGACUACCAAGGUGAGUCUCCUGAUGAACAGGCAUUGGUUGCAGCAGCCUCUGCUUACGGCUAUACGCAUUUUGAGCGGACAUCUGGGCAUAUUGUGAUUGAUGCCAAUGGUGAGAAAUUAAGGUUGGAUGUAUUGGGUUUGCAUGAGUUUGAUAGUGUGCGUAAAAGAAUGUCUGUUGUCAUUAGAUUUCCCAAUGGUAGUGUGAAGGUGUUGGUGAAGGGGGCUGAUACAUCAAUGUUCAGCAUCUUAAAAAAAGAUCUUCCAUGUGAUGAUCACAUGAGAGAUGUAACGCAAGUACAUCUGGAUGAUUAUUCAUCUGAAGGUUUACGCACCCUGGUUGUUGCCGCUAGGGACCUUAAUGGUGAACUCCUUGCAGAGUGGCAACACAUGUACGAAGAUGCGUGCACAUCUUUGACAGAUAGAGUUGUAAAACUACACCAAACUGCAGCUCUCAUCGAAUGCAACUUGACCCUUCUUGGAGCCACUGCUAUUGAGGACAAAUUACAAGAGGGUGUACCUGAGGCCAUUGAGUCCCUACGGCAGGCUGGAAUAAAGGUGUGGGUUCUCACUGGUGAUAAGCAAGAGACAGCAAUAUCCAUUGCACUUUCUUGCCGACUCUUGACUGCAGAUAUGCAGCAGAUCAUUAUCAAUGGAAAUUCAGAACAUGAAUGCAGAAAGCUAUUAUGUGAUGCCAAUGCCAAAUACCAUGUCAAUUCUGCAAGUUGCUUUGAUAAUAUGACGAAUACGCAUGGGAAGACUGAAAAGAAUUUUCUCGAAAUGCCUUCCCAAACAAAGUCUUCCAAUAUGUCUCAACAGACAGCCGGCAAGGAAGACCGGCCUACUUUUUGCCCACUGGCCCUUAUAAUUGAUGGGAACACUCUGGUUUACAUAUUAGAGAAAGACUUGGAGCAUGAGCUAUUCAACCUUGCCACUUCGUGUAAGGUGGUGCUCUGCUGUAGGGUUGCUCCCUUGCAGAAGGCUGGAAUUGUGGACAUGAUUAAAAGACGCACUGACGAUCUUACACUAGCCAUAGGUGACGGGGCUAAUGAUGUUUCGAUGAUCCAAAUGGCGGAUGUUGGUGUUGGAAUUUGUGGUCAAGAAGGGCGCCAAGCAGUGAUGGCAUCAGAUUUUGCUAUGGGCCAGUUCAAAUUUUUAAAAAGAUUGCUUUUGGUGCAUGGGCACUGGAACUACCAGCGUCUUGGCUAUCUCAUUCUCUACAACUUUUAUCGCAAUGCUGUUUUUGUGUUGAUGCUUUUCUGGUAUAUCUUAUGUACAGCCUUUUCUACUACUUCUGCAUUGACAGAUUGGAGCAGUGUUUUUUACUCUGUCAUAUAUACUUCAGUACCUACAGUUGUUGUUGGUAUUCUGGACAAGGACUUAAGUCACAAGACGUUACUCAAAUAUCCAAAGCUCUACGCAGCAGGGCACCGACAAGAGAGUUACAAUAUGCCUCUCUUCUGGAUUACAAUGGUUGACACAUUAUGGCAGAGCCUCGUUCUCUUCUAUGUACCGUUGUUCACCUAUAGAGAGAGCAGUAUCGACAUAUGGAGUAUGGGCAGCUUAUGGACAAUAGCAGUGGUCAUAUUAGUCAACGUGCACUUGGCAAUGGACAUCCAGCGUUGGGUAUUUGUUACUCACGCUGCGAUAUGGGGCUCAAUCAUUGUGACAUAUGGCUGCAUGGUGGUGCUCGAUUCUGUACCUGUCUUCCCAAAUUAUGGUACAAUAUACCAACUUGUGAAAUCACCGGUUUACUGGCUCUCGAUCUUACUGAUAACGGUUAUAGGAUUGCUCCCGCGGUUUAUUUUCAAAGUUUGCCAUCAGAUGUUCUGGCCCUCUGAUAUCCAGAUUGCUAGAGAAGCUGAGAUAUUGAGAAAAAGGAGACCUUUUUUUGGGUCGAAUUUAGAUCAGGAUUCAAGCUGACAUGCUUGCUGGUUGUGUGAAGACAGCAGUGGAGCUUUUUUUAGUUUGUUCCUGCCUGUUGUAUAGUGUUACUGUAGAGGAUAGGUAUUUUUAAGCAACUACUGUUGAUUAGAUUAAUGAAAUAUAAUUUUUUUCUCUGAUUAAA
This is a messenger RNA of Salvia splendens (bonfire salvia), 4256 nucleotides long. Its product is annotated as phospholipid-transporting ATPase 1. Gene Ontology annotation, cellular component: plasma membrane. Gene Ontology annotation, biological process: phospholipid translocation. The transcript is spliced from 8 exons. Lineage: Eukaryota; Viridiplantae; Streptophyta; Magnoliopsida; Lamiales; Lamiaceae. The record is from RefSeq and is a predicted model, not a curated record. Bases 653 to 4111 code for a protein of 1152 amino acids. Gene Ontology annotation, molecular function: ATP hydrolysis activity; ATPase-coupled intramembrane lipid carrier activity; ATP binding.